Austrofundulus limnaeus is the source of this 2408-nucleotide messenger RNA. RefSeq names its product arfaptin-1. Gene Ontology annotation, molecular function: protein domain specific binding; phospholipid binding. The record is from RefSeq and is a predicted model, not a curated record. The transcript is spliced from 7 exons. Gene Ontology annotation, biological process: intracellular protein transport; regulation of Arp2/3 complex-mediated actin nucleation. NCBI's taxonomy places the organism in Eukaryota, Metazoa, Chordata, Actinopteri, Cyprinodontiformes, Rivulidae. The coding region runs from base 35 to 1006 and encodes 323 amino acids. Gene Ontology annotation, cellular component: trans-Golgi network membrane.
UUUUCUUUUCUUCUUUUCAGACGGUGAAUAAACAAUGGAGGAGUCUCAGCAGAAAGGAGACGUGUCUUCGCCCAACAGGACGGAGGAGGAAAGUCCUCCCACGGAAACAGACAGCGACUGCAACCACACCACUGAGGCCGGGUCGCCGGUCGCCAUGGAAACAAACCAGAACCAAGAUCCCGCAGUGACGCUGCAGACACCAAAAGGUGGAACUGUCGUCGUCGAAGGCGGCAACAAAAACCCGGCCAGCGAGAAGCUGGAGAGGGUCCGCAAGUGGAGUGUGAGCAAAUACAAGUGCACCCGGCAGGCGCUGGCGGAGAGGCUCGGCCGCGGCUCCAGGACGGUGGACCUGGACCUGGAGCCUCGUCUGGAGCUGCUCCGGGACGACCGUCAGCGCUACGAUCACAUGACCAAGCUGGCUCAGACGCUGUCCAAUCAGCUGGCUCAGUUCGCCGUCACCCAGAAGUCUCUGGGUGACGUCUUCACCGAGCUGAGUGUCAAAUCCCAGAAGCUCCACGUGGAGUUCAGCCUGAACGCCGAGGCUCAGAAGUUUCUGUCGAAGAGCGGAGACACGCUGACGACGGCMAUCAACUCCUUCACCUCCGACAUGAACACCCUGGUGAACAAAACCAUCGAGGACACCAUGGUCAGCGCCAAACAAUAUGAAGCAGCCAGGAUCGAGUACGACGCGUACCGGGUGGACCUGGAGGAGCUGAACAUGGGGCCCCGGGACACCACCACUGUGCCCAAACUGGAACAGGCCCAGAAAGUCUUCCAGGGCCAGAGGGAGCGGUACCAGAAGGUCCGAGACGACCUGUCCGUCAAAAUCAAGCUGGUGGAGGAGAACAGGGUCAAAGUCCUCCACAACCACCUGCUGCUCCUGCACAGCGCCGUGGCCUCCCACUGCCUGUCCUGUCACAGCUUCCUGCAGCACAACAUGCAGCAGGCGGCCGACAAGCUGCAGCGCUGCACCGUGGACCAGCCGUCCUGGCUGGAGGACAGCUGACAGGUGUGCAGGGACAGCUGUUCGUGGUGAAACGACAGCACAAACACAGGAGUUAUAAAGACAUAGGARCAGUGCAGACAAGCUGAAAUAAAAAGUAAUUUAUUUUUGAUUUGGUUGGAAAAAAUGACUCUAAAAUGUCAUUAAUUGUUUUACCGUACGGUUAUUAUCGUUGGAACAAAACGAGUGUUGUGGAGGAAAUCCAUCUAUUUUUAUUAUUAUUUUUCCUUUUAUUUACAAACUAAACAUUUCUCCUUAUUUCAGCACCAAACUCUAAAAAUGUUUGAAGGUUUUGAAGAGUUUUCUCCAGAACAGCUCAAAACUGAAGCAUCAGAACAUCACCUGCUUUUUGUAUCAAACUGAGWUCAUCUCUUGUGUUAAAAACUAUCUGUUUUUGUUUAAUCUGGAGCAGGUGAUGUGUUAGAGCUCAGAGUUCGUGUUGAGGAUGACUCUCAGCUAYGACCACACUAAGGUUCAGUCUAAUAUCUGGGAAAACGACUGAAUUUGAGCUGUUUUUGUUGAUCAGAAUGGACUCGACUCCUGAAGGGAAUCAGUCAUGGAUAAAGUGAUGAUAAUAAAACGUUURAUCUUUUUAUUAAAACUCUUCAUUUGUCUGGUUUAAGUGCCAAAAAACAUUAUCUUGUGUUAAUUAACCUUGUGAAUCAGGGUUUUUCUUUUGUAUUUAAACGUUACAGGUUUAUAUUGAACCUAACCAGGUUAGUUUUCAAACCCUCCUGUUGGGACCAAAGAUAAAUUAAAGCUUUACGUUGAUGACAUCAUCUUUUUUGUUAACAUCAGGGACGGUUCUUGUUUUAUAUUAAAGCAGCUUCAGUUAAGAGUUUGAGUUUAUUAAAUAUGUUUAAAUUAGCUGCUAAGUUUUUGUUUCUCUUGCAAGUCUUGCAAUUUAUUCAAACCUGUUUUUGUUUCGUAUUUUUGAGAGUAUUUCCUCAUAAAGUUUUAGCCUUUAACUCCUUGUGACCCGUCAYGACCCGAGGAUUAAAUAUAAAUAUCUCUUUAAUAGAAAUAUUUAUAGAAAUAAAAUCCUACAAAAUAUUUUUGAAACAUUUUACCAUGAUUUUGAGCAGAAAAGCCCUAAAUCAUCUGCUUUCUAAUGAAGCUUUUUUUACACUCCAGCCUGUAAAUCCUGACAUCCAAAUACAGUUUGAUGUUUCCUCUUUCAAAUGACGUCAGAAAAUCCUCAUUAAAACACAAUAAAGUCAGGAUUCAGAAACAUUUCCCAGGGUUUAGAGACAGAGUUAAACCUCAGGAUUAUCAGAGUGUAGCUUUAACAAUGAGCUGAGUUUAUUCUGACCAAACCUGACUUAAUCCCUGAUUUGAUGUGAAGGCUUGUAUUUGUGUCCUGAAACUGUGACUGAAAUAAAAAAUAAAUUCUGAUCAAACCGAA